AUGUCUAUCUUCGCUUUCCUUCUCAUCUGCAUUCAGGCUUAUCUGAUCCAAAACGUGUCCACCCAGUACUUGGGCGUUCUGGGCGGCUGUGGCUGCGGUGCUGGUUUGGGUGGUCUUGGAUAUGGCGCUGGUCGGUACGGACUCGGUGCCGGUUGGAACGGUUUCGGCGCUGCCUGGAAUGGUAUUGACGCUGGAUACGACAUUGGCGAAUACGGCGGCGAAGGCUUCGGGAAUUUAGGCGUCGCUGGCGAGUUGCCCGUUGUUGGUACCACCACCAUUAUAGGCCGUGUGCCCGUUAUCGGUACUGUUAGCUUCGGUGGGGAAGCCUGCGCUGGCGGUUCGGUUUGCAUAGCCGGACAUUGCGGUCCUACCUGUGGUUGCGGCCGUGGGUUCUUUUAA
Molecule: messenger RNA, 399 nt
Organism: Bombyx mori (domestic silkworm)
Lineage: Eukaryota; Metazoa; Arthropoda; Insecta; Lepidoptera; Bombycidae
Product: chorion class A protein L12
Exons: 2
Coding region: 1-399 (132 amino acids)
Biological process (GO): chorion-containing eggshell formation; multicellular organism development
Cellular component (GO): egg chorion
Molecular function (GO): structural constituent of egg chorion
Source: RefSeq, a predicted model, not a curated record